AUGGACUUCCUGGUCCUCUUCUUGCUCUAUCUGGCUCUGGUGCUGACUGUUGUGGUUUUCAUCUACAUCUACUCAAGAACCCCGCUCUUGGAAGGCCCGGUCAGAAGGGGCGCACAGGUCGUUUCCUGCAUAGUCCCAGCGUGCGUGCUGAGGGCCGGCCGGAGACUGCUGCAUUACUUCUUCCGUACACGAAACCCCACCUUCGUCAUCCUGCACCUCACCUUGCAAGGCCUGGUCUAUGGCGAGUACAGCUGGGAGAUAAUCCACCACUGUCAGGAAGCGGGGUUCCCCUCGUGCCUCCUGCUCCUGCCCUACCUGCUGCUGCUGGUCACCUUCAUCUUCUUCACGCUCACCUGUGUGACAGACCCUGGAACCAUAACCAAAGCAAAUGAAGCAACACUUGUUCAUGUUUACGAGUUCGACAACGUGAUGUUCCCCAAGAACGUGAGGUGUUCCGUCUGUGACCUGAGGAAGCUACCUCUCUCCAAGCAUUGCAGGGUGUGUAACAGGUGUGUGCUCCGCUUCGACCAUCACUGUAUCUGGGUGAACAAUUGCAUCGGCGCCCGGAACUUCAGGUACUUCCUCGUCUACCUGUGUGCGCUGACGGCCUCAGCUGCCACCGUGGCCAGCGUGGGCACUGUGUUUCUCGCCAGAGUGACGAUGGAUCUCUCCAAGGAGACCGGCCUCGACCCCUGGGGACGAGCUGCAGACACCUCCUUCCUGGUACAGAUGCUGUUCCUGCUCUUCCCACAGAUUGUCUUGGUGGUGGGCUUAGUUGUGGUCCUCAGCUGCAUCCUGGGGGGAUACCUGUGCUUCGUUCUGUACCUGGCUGCCACCAACCAGACCACUAACCAGUGGUACAAAGCUGCCCGGCUCCCUGUCGCCAAGUCCCGAUGCUUCCAGAACAUCCUCUCCCGGGGAGUUUGGAGAGGCCUUGAAGAACCUGCCUUCAGUGCCACUGGGCAUGAGAAAAAGAAGCCACCAUCCACCGGGCUGGGUCCUGGGGUGGAAAUCCAGCCGGCUCUCUCUUUGUGCUGUGGCCAGUUUGAAGUGACCACCACCGACAGCCUCGUGCUGCAGGAUGAAGACGUGGUGUCUCAGGUCAGCAUUCAGAGGCCAGAGGGGAGAAUAGGGGACGGGAACCCAACAGACAGGGCGUGA
Molecule: messenger RNA, 1161 nt
Organism: Elephantulus edwardii (Cape elephant shrew)
Lineage: Eukaryota; Metazoa; Chordata; Mammalia; Macroscelidea; Macroscelididae
Gene: ZDHHC4
Product: zinc finger, DHHC-type containing 4
Exons: 9
Coding region: 1-1161 (386 amino acids)
Biological process (GO): peptidyl-L-cysteine S-palmitoylation; protein targeting to membrane
Cellular component (GO): Golgi apparatus; endoplasmic reticulum
Molecular function (GO): protein-cysteine S-palmitoyltransferase activity
Source: RefSeq, a predicted model, not a curated record